Messenger RNA from Magallana angulata, 1733 nucleotides. RefSeq lists its product as uncharacterized. Lineage: Eukaryota; Metazoa; Mollusca; Bivalvia; Ostreida; Ostreidae. Gene Ontology annotation, biological process: DNA integration. Bases 22 to 1134 code for a protein of 370 amino acids. Gene Ontology annotation, molecular function: nucleic acid binding. The transcript is spliced from 2 exons. The record is from RefSeq and is a predicted model, not a curated record.
AGAACGACACCCUACCAUCCCAUGGGAAAUGGCGUAGUGGAGCGAUUCAACCAAACACUAAUAAAGAUGUUGGGAACUUUGGAGUAUCACCAAAAAGAGGACUGGAAGUCCUAUGUGCCACCUCUUGUUCAAGCAUAUAAUGCUACCAAGCAAGAUACCACAGGGUAUUCCCCUCAUUACCUUAUGUUUGGUUGGCACCCUAAGCUUGCCAUUGAUGCUUAUCUCGGAAUAGAUACAGUUAAGGAGAAGUCAAAGAACAAAGAGAAUUAUGUUGAUAAACUGAAAAAGAGACUAGACUAUGCUUACAAAGUAGCAAGAUCAAAUACAGAAAGGAAUUCUGAAAGAUCAAAAAGACAUUAUGAUUUUAGAGUGAGAAAUUCAAAAUUAGAAAUUGGGGACAGAGUUUUGAUAAGGCUUUUGCACAAAACCGGUAGAAGCAAAUUAUCAGACAAAUGGGAAAGAGAUCCAUAUGUUAUUGUGGACAUGCCCAAUCCAGACAUUCCGGUAUACAAGGUGCAGAAAGAGUCCAGAAAAGGUGCAAUAAGAACUUUACAUAGAAAUUUAAUUUUACCUUUCAUGUCCAUUUCAGAUACUGUAGAUACAGAAUUUCCCAAAGAAUCAGACAGACAACAUAAGAGGAGAGACAGACGUCAAAAGGUGUUAGCAGAAUCAGAGUCGACAUCAUCUGAUUCAAGUGAGGAUGAUGAUGAUGAUUCAGAGUUUACCUAUAUGGUAAAGAAAAGGUCAGGUAAGGAAAAUAUACCCAAGGGUACGCCUAAUACUUCACGUAUUUACCAUGGGAAUGAUUCCAGUGAAUCUUUCGGUGCAACGGGCAAUCAUAAUUUCGAUAUAUCAGGCGCAGAUAAUAUCGACGUUGGUCGUGGAAACUCGAUAACAACACAGUUCGAUUCUUCGACUGUAGAAUCAGAUCAUGGAUUUCCUAUCCAUUCUGUUGAUUUAUCCAGAUCUGGUUUAUCACAUAAUUCUAAUUUGUCUUUACCAAAUAUAGAUGAUGAUGUGUUGCCAGAUACUAAUGUUUUCAUUCCACGCAGGUCUAUUAGAGAGAGAAAUAAACCUGACAGAUACGGAGAAUGGGUAAUGGGGUCCCAGCCAGUUGAAGUUUGGUAUGUCUGACAUAGGGAGAAUGUCACAGAGAGUGUAUAGUUUUAUGUUUAUUAUUUUCAGUCGCUAUAUUGUUUUCAGAAUUGGUGUCCACAUUGAUCUGAAGCAAAAUGUCAGGAGACAUUUUUUCUCCAGACAGGGGAGAAUGUCACAGGAUUAAUUAUUUUAGUUAAUUAGUAAUCAUAUUUGCGUUCAUGUUGUUUUCAUUUCCCAUUGUUCAUUUGUUUACGUUCACACCGCUUCAUUCAUUCAUUCAUAGUAUGACAGUAGUACGAGAGGUUACGUGGUUACGAUUGGCGGGUGGAUCAGUGAAUGAAUGGGUGUGUUAGACUGGUUUUUCGGGUUUGAGUGAGUGAGUGCGCAUGUCCGUUUGCUUAAUCUAACUUUGAGCACGAACUUUAAUUGAGAAUCACGACGCCAUCCAAGACAGACGGUUGAAAUUUUAAACUUCAUAGUUUUUCAACCCGACUAUAUAUUAGUUCAUUUUCCUGUUAUACUUGAUCACCUAGAUGUUCAUGUGGAAAGAUUUACUUGAUUCACAAAUACGACAAUAAAUAUCUAAAGCGUCGUUUCCACAAAAGGCCUUGGAGUUCUUCUUAAUUGUUCCCAAA